AUGAAAAUACUCCUCUCAUCAGAUGAAGUUAAUUUGCUUGUUUAUCGCUAUUUAGUAGAGAAUGGAUUUAUCCAUGCUGCCUACGCUUUUUUUAAUGAAGCAAAUAUAUCGAAAAACUCGUACUAUAUAAGUCAUGAUGAAAAGCUUCCAUGCCAUGCUCUGGUAACCUUUAUGCAGAAGGCAUUGGUAUUUAUAUUUAUAGAGUAUCAUACCGAACAUAACAAUGGUAGAAUUUCCUGUAAGGAACCCUUUUCCCUUUUUAAAAGACAUGAAUGUUUUGCUGAGGAGAAUGAUUUAUCAGAGGAACAGGAAAAUAAAAUAGGAAUUCGGGAGAAUGAGAAAAACAACAGCAAUAAUUUAAACACAUGCUCCGCCAGUAGCAAAGCGUUUGGAAAUAAUAAUGUCAAUAGGACUAAUCUGUCCAACUCUGUCAGCUUUAGUGAUUUGAAAAAUGAUUCCAGCCUUAACAAUGUUGAUGGCCAUGGCCCCAGCGGUGCUAAUGCUAAGAAAAACCCCGUUAGCAAGAAAAAUGGAGGGAAAAUUGACAACGAGGAGGCCGACGGGAAAACCAAUCAAGAUAACAAAAAAAAUAUGAACCAGGUUAGUAACGGGAAUGGUAAAGACACCAAUAAUAAUUGCAGUAGUAAUAAUACAAAUGAUAGUAAUGCCCCCAAGGCGAAAACGAAUUCGAAGCCUAGCAUUUACAGCAGCAGCUUUUCAAACUUUGCCUCGUUAAACUAUAACGACAGCAAUAUAUCUUUUAAGGAUAUCAAGAGGAAUUACGCGAACAUUUUCGCGCAAGGAAAAAAGUCCAAAAAAAGCUCUUCAAAUAAGAAGAAUAAUAGUACUAACACCGGCGGCAGUAAUAAUGUGAGCAACAGAAGCAACAACAAGAAUAGUGAGACCGACAGUGGCCAUAACAACAGUGGCGGAGGAAACAGUAAAAAAAACGACUCGAGCGUUAGUAGCAAUAGGAGCGAGGGAAAGGCACCCAACGUGAAAAACGAAUCGGAUGAUGUGGGCCCUAGUGGGAAUCAGCGAAAGAAAUCUAAAGUUAUGAAAAUUGUGAGUAAAUCCAAUAAGGAGAAUGAAGAUGAGAAUGGCAAAUGUAACAACAUGAGUGAUAGCAUCCUUUCUGAUGAUAAAGGAAAAGAGCAUAAUCACGUAUCGGAUACAAAGGAGGAUAAUGUGGAAGGCACUAAGCACAAUGGUGCAAAAAAAUACAAUAACUUAAAUAACAAUAUUAAAAAGAAUAAUGUAAACACAUCAUCCAGUGGCAAAGGAGCUAGUUUAAGCAAUAACAACAACGCCAAUGGGAAGAAAAAGGAGUUAAGUGGUGGGAACGCAGGUCAAAAUAACAAUUCAUCAAAUAAGAAAAAGAAAAAAGUGAAAAAAAAGAAAAAAGAAAGUACAUCCAGUAAUUCAACAAAUAAUAGCAAGAAAACGAUAAAAAGUUCGUUACAAAAGGAGAAAAAUGAAAAGGGUAAUAAGAGCGUCACAUCGAAGCAGAAAAAAAAUGACAGACAGGACAGUGAUGAUGAGGAGGAGGAUGAAGACUGCGAUGAUGAAGUGUCUGAUGAAAACUCAGAAGAGGAUUCCGAAUUUUCUAAUGACAAUGAAGGUUAUAAUAAUGAAAACGAUUGCAAUGCCCCUAUGGAGGACAGUGCCAAUAAUUCUGCACAAGGAAGGGAUAAUCCCUCAAGCAGUUCUAUUAACAAUAAUGCGACAGUGGAUGAUAAAUCGAAUGAUGAUACGUAUGCUAAUUUUAAGAAGAAUAGCGGUACGAAUAUCAUUUCGAAUAAUCAUUCACACAAUUCUACCAUCGACGGGGUUAAAAAUGAAAAUAGUAACCCCCAUAUAAUAAUGACGCAUUACGAUGGCUUCCCUAAUAAUGCGUAUGAUGGAAAUUUACAGGAAGAUGCAUUAGCAAAAGAAAAAUCGUUAAAUGGUAACAAUUCAAAGUACGCAACUAUGCUAAAGGGAGAGUUUGGUGAACAACCCCCCGCAGAGGUGGAAGGAAUAGAAGAGAAUAAUAACUCAAGUAAAAGUGAAUUUAAUUUUAGUUUUACAAAUUUUCUGAAUAAGAAAAUAAGUUCUAUUUUUAAUAACACUUCUGGUAAUGAUGACUUAAUUGAGAAAAAGCAUAAUAAUGAUUGCAAUGACAGUACUGUGAAGGAUGCCUCGAAUAACGAACAGGUGCUACCGCAAGAUGCGCAAGAUCCCCCAACGAGUGAAGCCUACGAAAGCGUCAGCAGUAGUAAACAUUCGUACAACAAAUUUAGCCAAAAGGGCAAGCUGAUAAAGGAUGAAUAUAUGGAGGCUAAAUACGAAAAGGAGCAUCUCGCAAAGGAACAAAGGAACGAGGCGAAAGAUGUAGCAGGGGAGGUAGGGGCACCUGCGAAGAAACAGAAAAGACCAUACGAUUACAAUAGUGAUAUGAAAGUGCAAGAGGGAGGAGAUACACAACAAAUGGAAGAAGACGAAAAUGAUAAAAUAUGUGUAGAGGAGAAAAAGAGGAAGAAGUCUUCCAUUUAUGAAGAAAAUUAUAAAAACGAAAUGAACAAGGAGUUUUUUAAAAAACUAACGCAGACAUCGGCAAAUAAGGGGGAUAGCAAAUGUGAAGAGGGUAGUGGUUCAUUGGAUAUGAAGGAGGAAAGUGAAGAUGAUGAACUUGGUAGGGGAGUAGAAAAACAGGGAAUGGACAAUGAAUUGGAACGACCCCAAAAUGGUGAUUUGCACCAUUGCGGGAAUGAUGGAAAUGAGGAAUUGGCUAAGGCAAAAAUAUGUGAACAAAAUAAAAUAUCUAUUAAUAAUUCUGAUAAAAAUUAUUAUAACAGAAGCCCUAGUACUGCCCACGGGGAUGAUCACGAAUCGUAUGAUAAGAUGGAUGAAAAUUACCAUGGGGAAGGGAAUUUUUUAAAAACAAACUGA
This is a messenger RNA of Plasmodium knowlesi strain H, 2931 nucleotides long. Its product is annotated as LisH domain-containing protein, putative. The coding region runs from base 1 to 2931 and encodes 976 amino acids. The record is from RefSeq and is a predicted model, not a curated record. Gene Ontology annotation, molecular function: protein binding. The transcript has a single exon. Lineage: Eukaryota; Apicomplexa; Aconoidasida; Haemosporida; Plasmodiidae.